AUGUCGUCAAGAUCAAGAUCCAGUACUGUGAAGUUCUCACAUUGUUUGGCGGGCGAAACAGAUGAAGCUGACUUGCGCUUGAGAAUCCCAGGAGGGGACCAAAGACCAAGCAAUACGCCCGACCCUGGCCCCAGCACUACCACGGCUCACGAGCUCGAGGCGUUGAAGAAGUUCCAUGAGACCAGCAGUGAAUACACACCUGUGUUGGUCAAUUUCAUGAGCACGGUGCAGCCUGCAGAGGGGCCUCUGCCGGGCGGAUACCUGACGUUCCUCGUAAUGACGAAAAUGCCGGGCGAUUCCCUCUGGAACAUGUACUACUGGGGCAUGUCGGAUGAGGAAAGAAAGCAGAUCAGAGAGAAGUUCCUCGUGGCGCUGGACUGGAUAUACGAGCAAGGCAUAGAGCCCGUAGAUUGCGGCUUGCGGAACAUUCUGUGGGAACGGGCGUCCAAGAAAUGCACCAUCAUCGACUUCGAACUCUGGCGAGACACGGAUGCGUCCUUUGGCGAUGAGACAAAGGAACUCCAGAGGUGGGGACUGGUACGACAACCUGCUGCUAAAAACCACUGGGAGGCAUGGAAUCAAAUGUUCCGCUAG
This is a messenger RNA of Cladophialophora yegresii CBS 114405, 594 nucleotides long. RefSeq lists its product as uncharacterized. The transcript has 2 exons. Lineage: Eukaryota; Fungi; Ascomycota; Eurotiomycetes; Chaetothyriales; Herpotrichiellaceae. The coding region runs from base 1 to 594 and encodes 197 amino acids. The record is from RefSeq and is a predicted model, not a curated record.